Messenger RNA from Penicillium daleae, 1692 nucleotides. RefSeq names its product MFS transporter. Gene Ontology annotation, molecular function: transmembrane transporter activity. Gene Ontology annotation, biological process: transmembrane transport. Bases 1 to 1692 code for a protein of 563 amino acids. The transcript is spliced from 7 exons. Lineage: Eukaryota; Fungi; Ascomycota; Eurotiomycetes; Eurotiales; Aspergillaceae. The record is from RefSeq and is a predicted model, not a curated record.
AUGUCUGAUCUGAAUUGGAAGGAUCUCUUUACCAACCGCGAUCGGCGAGGAUUCCCCGAGGUCGUGGUGCCUCUUGCCAGUGGCUCCGCACCAAAGAAUCAAGAUACGGCAAACAAUGGAUCAAAUUCUAGCCUUGAUAGAGCUUCUUCUCAAGAGAAUGGCACCAGCGGGAUUCACGAUGGCACCACACUGACUUUGGAAGCACUCCGAGCUGAAGUGGAAUCGGAUAUCGCUGCUUCAGGCCACGAUACUGUUUAUGACCGGAAGGCGAAAAUCAUCAAUAGGGCCGUUCAGGACAUUGGUAUGGGCCGGUACCAGUGGGGCCUGUUUGUUCUCUGCGGUAUGGGUUGGAUUGCUGACAACCUCUGGUUGCAGGGUGUUGCCCUUACUCUCACUCCGGUCGCCAUGGAAUUUGGUGUUUCCGAGACAGAUUCGCGAUUUGCAACUUGCUCUCUUUUUGUCGGGUUGAUUAUAGGUGCUUCGUUCUGGGGUAUUGCCUCCGACGCAAUUGGUAGACGCCCAGCUUUCAACAUGACCCUUUGUAUUUGUGGCACGUUUGGUCUUGCCGCCGGUGGUGCGCCCACCUGGAUUGGUACAUGUGCGCUUUAUGCUUGUUUGGGUCUCGGCGUUGGCGGAAACUUGCCUGUUGACGCGGCCGUCUUCUUGGAAUGUCUGCCCCCGAAUUCCAGUAGUAUUCUUAGUGGACUAGCAACAUGGUGGUCCGUUGGCACUCUUAUUGCCAGUAUGCUUGCUUGGGCUUUCAUUCCUAACUUCUCCUGUGAAAGUUACGCCGCGUGCACUAAGGCCAACAACUGGGGCUGGAGAUACCUUGUUCUGUCUCUUGGGGCCAUCACCUUCAUCGGUUUCCUCUGCCGUUUCUUCCUUUUCACUCUGUACGAAUCACCAAAGUUCCUCGUCUCCCGCGGCCGCCAGGACGAGGCUGUCGCUGCUGUUCAAGGGAUCGCCUACAAAAACAAGACCACAACAUGGCUCACAGAGGAUAUUCUUAAUGAAAUUGGGGGAUACCCAGAAGAGAAUAAGAAGCAGGGUUUGUCGACCAGAGAGAUCAUCCAAAGGUCCCUCGAGAGAUUCUCGUAUCAGCAGGUUGCACCACUUUUCAAGAACAAGCGAACUGCAACUUCAACUAUUCUCAUCUGGUUCUGCUGGACGUGUAUCGGAAUGGGCUACACACUGUUCAACGCUUUCCUCCCUCAAUACCUCAGUGCAAACUCCACAACCUACGAGACAUAUCGGAACUACGCCAUCACAGCAGUGUGCGGUAUCCCCGGGCCACUUCUUGGAUGGGUAACUGUCGAUAUCAAAUACAUCGGUCGAAAGGGAACGAUGGCCGGCUCAACCUUGAUCACCGGGAUCUUGUUGUUCUGCUUCACAGCCUCCAAGGAUCCUAAUGUUCAGUUGGUUUGCUCCUCGCUCGAGUCCUUUUUCCAGAUGAUCAUGUAUGGUGUUUUGUAUGCCUACACGCCUGAGGUAUUCCCUGCUCCCAACCGUGGCACAGGGUCAGGCAUUGCUAGCUGCUUGAACCGAAUUGCAGGUCUCAUGGCCCCAAUCAUCGGAAUUUAUGCCAGCACUGAUCCAGUUGCACCCAUCUAUGCAGCAGGCGCAUUGAUCUUAGCUUCCUUCGUGGCAAUGUGCUUCCUGCCAAUUGAAACACAGGGUAAGCAAGCGCUCUAG